Molecule: messenger RNA, 3541 nt
Organism: Frankliniella occidentalis (western flower thrips)
Lineage: Eukaryota; Metazoa; Arthropoda; Insecta; Thysanoptera; Thripidae
Product: cilia- and flagella-associated protein 74-like
Exons: 10
Coding region: 1-1485 (494 amino acids)
Source: RefSeq, a predicted model, not a curated record
AUGUGUAACGAUCGGGACUCUUUGGAUACGUACGGCGAUUGUGACAGUUUGGAGACGGUGCGCGGCGAAGUGGCCGUGCGGCUGGCGGUGGAGCCGGCGGCGGCGAUGCUGGGGGUGUGCUGCCCGGGCCUGCUCUACUCGUGUGCGCUGGCGGUGACCAACAAGGGCCGUGUGGCCGUGGCGCUGGCCGCCGAGCCCCCCGCCGACCUACGGAAGCACGUGCGCGUCAAGCCCGCGGCCCUGCGCCUGCGCGCCGGGGAGCGACGCCGCCUACAGCUGCAGCUGUGCGCCAGACGGUCGUUCUCCCGUGAUGCGCAGAAGUACACCUGUCAACUUUCGGGGGUGACCCAGUUUCCCGUGGAGAUCGUCCCCAUCUCCAAUUCUGCAAGCGCCCACCCCAAGCUCACGGUGCAAGUUCUGGUGGCCGUGUCGCCCCCGCAGCUGGAGGUGACGCCGGCCCUCGUGGACCUGGGCAGCGUGGUCACGUGCGAGGAGGCCGUCACGGCUCACAUUCAGCUUUCAAACCGCUCCCUCAUGAAGCAGACGUACGGCUUCUUGGGCGUAUCCGAGGAACUGAGCGUGGAGCCGGGCGGCGGUUUCGGCGACCUCCAGCCCGGAGAGGUGGCCGACUUGAUGCUGGUCUUUAGCCCGCUGGGCGGGGAGGGUCCCCGGCGUGUGGAACUCCGCGUCGACACGACGCUGGGCGCCGCGGCCUCCAGGUUCGGCUCCAGGCCGCUCUCCAAGCGCCGCCUCCGGGGCGGGGGCAAGGUGGCUGCGGCCAGCACCUACGCCUGCUCGGUCCGGAUCACGGCGGAUGUCAUUUCACCCAGACUCCAGAUCUCGGCGCACAGAGUUUCGUUUCCGCUGACACCUGUGGGAUCCCACUCCACGACCGAGUUCACUAUGACAUGUCUAGCCUCUGAGGCCCGCUUCUCCUUCAAGACCCCCGACGACCAGCUCCAAGUCAUCCCACCUGCAGGCUCUCUCCUACUCGGUCAUCGCCUGCGGGUGGUGCUGCUCUAUCUGCCAAGGGCGAGCGCACUCGCGAGCGGAGGCACCGAUGCAGACCCCGACGCAAAGACUGAGGCCCAGAUGCGCGUAAUUUGCGAGGCGGAGACGACGGUGGACGAGGGCGCUGAGUGGCGGCGCGAGUCGCUGCCCGUGCUGGCGCUGUGCCGCGCCGCGCCCGCCUCCCUGACCCCCGUGUCGCAGGCCGUCGGGUUCGGCGCGGUGGCCGCCGGCUGCACCGCCUGCCGCGUCGUGUGCUGGCUCAACGCGUCGGCGUCCUGGCUGCGUGUGCGGCCCGCCCUGAGCGCCCAGGCCCACUCCGGCGACGGCGGCGGCGACGGCCAGCAGGAGGCCUUCCGCUGGCCCACCCUGCCCGUGCUGCUGCCCCCAGGGCACGAGCUGCACCUCCCCGUCACCUUCACCCCCCUCAGCGCGCCCGGGGCCGCGCUAGAGGUGAGGCGUUGUCCGCAGUUGUAAAUUCGCGUAAAGUUAAUAUCCCAAGACCACUUCCUAUGAAGGAUACGUUUUUUAAUGGGCAGCCGUAUAGGGAGCGAAAAGACAGCGAGUUACGUAACAAUCGCCACAAUACUGUGAACCCUGCAGAGAGGAUGAUAGAUAACUAAGUUCCGAAUUAUGUCGGUCGAAUGUCGGUCGAAUGUCGGUACUCCAAGAUCAGAUGGCCACGUGGCACCUGCGCCGCCAAAAUGUGUUCUUAUUUUUUUUUGUACAUUCGAGCGCACUGCUCAAAACAAUGAAGUGCACGAAAAAUGUCGAAAAAUUAGGUACACAUUUGUGUGGGUGCGUCAUUUAUUAUGUUAGAUGCUAGCGGUACCGUCGUCGCGCCGACACAGGCACCUAGCCCGCCAACUAGUUGCCGGGUGACAGGCGCCCUACGCUCACCCCGCGGUGGAGCGAUCAGGCGGAGCAGGCUGAGGUGCGCGAGGGCGCCGCCGACACCUCCACGAUGAAGCCGCGCGCCCACCGCGAGCCACGAAAGAACCCGCGCCCGCCCCAGACCUCCGAGAUGGUCUUGAGCGCCGUGCGCGAGCUCGCGGGGGCUGCGGCGGCGGAGACGGCGGCGUCCUCGGGCUCCCCGGCGGUGCAGGGGGCGCGGCCCCGGGACGUAGUGCGCUACAUACGGCGCGAGUACAACGUGCGGGCGGCCUGGGUCAAGCGCGACGUGAACAACGCUCUGCGCUGGGGCGUGGAGUACGGGCUCCUGACGAAGCCGCAGUGGGGCGUGUACCUGCCCGCGCCCGCGUCGCCCGCCGAGCUCAGCCAACAGGCACGGCGCGAGAGUAUGCUGCGCCGCGCCGUGGAGGGCUUCCGAGAAGCAGGCCUCCUGGCACGCCUCAACCACAUCGGCAUGAACCCGGACCCAAACCACGACGACGCGGCGGACGAGCCCACCUUCGGCGACGAUGAGGCGGACGAGCCAACCUUCGGCGACGAUGAGGCGGACGAGCCCCACCCCGAUGAGGAGGGCAACUGCUAGGCAGUGACGAGGCGGUCGGUCGUGGCGGUGAACGGCGGCCCUGGAGCCCCCAGGGGAAGCUGGGGGUGACGGAGGCCUUCUGGACCCGCAGGCGUCCGGCGUCAUGGAGUUGCAGUACCUCGCGGCGGAGGCUCCCUGGUCGGGGUCGGGCGGCCGCGCGGCCCCGGCUGCGGAGGUGGCGCCAGGGGUGGCCGCCGCGCACCUGUCGGGGACCGUGGUGGACGCCCAGUACUGCAUCGUCCCCGACGCCGCGGUGGUCCGCCUGACCGCGAGGCGCCGCGUCCGCCGCAAGCCCGACAGCGCCGACUCCCCCGACAGGAUCAUCUUUGAGGUGAAUGCGACGGGCCUCGGCCAAUGCUCGCUUGGGCCCCGCUGAGAACCUCGUCCAACCCCAUUUCUUGCAGAUCCGGAACACCUGCACCGCGCCCCUCGACCUGGCGGUGGCCGACCUGCGCGUUUUCGACUUGGGCCUUCGAUCACCCCGAGCGUCCCGGGAAACUGCAGACGCAGUGGCCGACGGCGCGUCCGCGCGCACGGAUGUGGCCGACGUGGCCAAGGUGUCCAAGACCAUGACCGACGCUGAGCGGGCUCUCCUCAAGCAGUGCGCUGCUUCCACUCGAGUGGAUGGCGCCUGCCCCUUCCAAGUCCGCCCGGAGCCCGAAAGAGUAACGACCGUGGCAGCAGGAGCCCAGAUGUCGUUCUCUGUACGAUUCGUGCCGCCCAUCUUUGCCAGGCAGUACAUCGCCACCUUCGAGCUGCGCCUGGGCAACGGCAGCACCGCCAAAGGUAUUCGGACGUUCACAUGUUUCGGGAAUUCCAGCCCGGAACUUGUGCAAAAGAACAAACCACCAGACGUCCAGCACUAACAAUUAUAAUUGCAAGUGACACUGUUCAGGGGUUAAUUAUCUUAUCUGAAGAGUUACUUGUUGAUCUCUCACAAAUAAAUGCUCUAGAAAAUGUUAUAAUGAAUAAUUUAUUACAAAUGUACGCUAUUUACAUUGAUUAGGAUACCAAAAAUAAAACAUGAUUUUCAUCUCA